Prunus armeniaca (apricot) is the source of this 1284-nucleotide messenger RNA. Lineage: Eukaryota; Viridiplantae; Streptophyta; Magnoliopsida; Rosales; Rosaceae. The record is from the annotation of a GenBank genome assembly.
AUGGUUAGGCCCUCUGCGAAGCACACAUCGGCUCGCUUGAUGUUGAUAUGCGUUGGCCUAUUGGGGCUUGCUCUGAUUGCUGAUUUCCUCUGGGCUUCCUCGCCUCGUUUUGCUAAUUCCUAUAUCUCCAUUGCCUCCAAUUGGGCUCCUCCCCUUGAUAUUUCAAAACCCAGUCUGAUCCUCACACCCAAGAAGACUGACGAUGAGGUACCCGAAAAGGGAAAUCAUAAAAAUGAUACUGCUCAUGGGAGAGUUUUAUCAGCAACUUUUGCUGAUUUGCCUGGACCAGAAUUAAAAUGGGAAAAUAUGGCUGCCGCACCUGUAGCUCGCUUGGAUGGGGCAGCUAUACAGAUAAAGAAUCUUCUUUUCGUGUUUGCUGGAUACGGUACCAUUGAUUAUGUACAUUCACAUGUUGAUAUCUACAAUUUCAGUGAUAAUACAUGGGGAGGAAGAUUUGAUAUGCCAAAAGAAAUGGCACAUUCACAUCUAGGAAUGGUAACUGAUGGAAGGUACAUAUACAUUGUCACAGGACAGUAUGGGCCACAGUGCAGAGGGCCCACUGCCCACACAUUCGUGCUUGAUACUGAGACAAAGCAGUGGCGGGACAUGCCUCCUUUACCAGUUCCUAGGUACGCACCAGCAACUCAACUUUGGAGAGGUAGACUUCAUGUAAUGGGUGGUAGCAAGGAGAAUCGAUAUACACCUGGAGUAGAUCAUUGGAGUCUUGCUGUUAAAGAUGGAAAAGUAUUAGAAAAGGAAUGGAGGACUGAAAUGCCUAUUCCCAGGGGUGGACCUCAUAGGGCUUGUAUAGUUGUUGAUGAUCGUCUUUAUCUUAUUGGUGGUCAAGAGGGUGAUUUCAUGGCCAAACCUGGAUCACCUAUUUUCAAGUGCUCUCGCAGGAAUGAGGUUGUAUAUGGUGAUGUUUACAUGCUAGAUGAGGAAAUGAAGUGGAAAGUGUUACCUCCCAUGCCUAAACCAGAUUCCCAUAUCGAAUUUGCUUGGGUUGUUGUUAACAAUUCUAUUGUUAUUGUUGGAGGCACAACAGACAAGCACCCUGUGACUAAGAAGAUGACUUUGGUUGGAGAAAUAUUCCAGUUUAACUUGAAUACACUGAACUGGUCAGUUCUUGGGAAACUACCAUUUCGAGUUAAAACCACACUAGUUGGCUUCUGGAAUGGGUGGUUGUAUUUUACAUCAGGGCAGCGAGACAAAGGACCAGAGAAUCCAGCACCAAAGAAAGUCAUCGGAGAGUUGUGGAGAACGAAGUUAAAAUUGAGCUCGUGA